AUGGCAUUACUAGAGGUGAUACAACGGAAAUUGGUCCGGACCGGAUCAUUGAACAAAUUAACAAGAAUCUUACCCAGAGUAUCAUUUUUUAUGACGAUUUCUGCCGUUAUUUUCUUACUACAAUUAGCAUUGGAUGGCCAAUAUAGACAUACAUAUAUUAGUGAAAAUGCAAUGAUGCCAGGACAAGCACAUACAUUUUUCAGGGAGAGUGAAUGGAAUUUUGUGAGAGGAUACAGGAAUGAAGUUGUUAACAUGAUGAACUAUUCUUUGAACGAGAAGACCAAAGCUGUUGAGGAGUUACUAAUUAGUAUGGGGUAUAAAACGAAUAUUCUUGAAUAUACUGAUCCAUCUACAGGUGAAGUAAAACCUACACUCUAUGCUAUAUACCACGUUCCUAAAGGUGACGAUACCGAGGCGAUGGUUUUGGCGACCCCUUGGAACGCAACGGAUGGUCGACUAAAUGUUGGUGCAUUGUCAUUAACUCUAGGAUUGGCUAGAUACUUUCGCAGGAUGUCUAUCUGGGCAAAGAAUAUUAUUAUUGUUUUUCCACAAGAUGGCGGUGAUGCCCUAAGACAUUGGGUGGAUGCAUACCAUACAUCGUUAGAGAACACAGCUGGCUCGAUUGAAUCAGCUAUCGUCUUGGAUAAUCCAUCAUCAAGGGACCAUAUAGGGUAUAUCGAGCUGGAGUAUGCUGGAGUUAAUGGCCAAUUGCCAAAUUUGGAUUAUGUGAAUACUAUAGUCCAAGUUGCAGAAAAUGAAGGGAUAAAAGUAAGCUUGAACCAUACGCCUUUUGGCCAAUUAUGGACGAACGACUUUUAUUCUCGAGUUGUUGCCUUGAUUGGCGGUAUAUUUGAUAUUGCAGGCUCCGGCAUAAAAGACUUUGGUAAUGCACAAGCCUUCAGUGGAUGGAAUAUUCAAGCUGUCACUUUAAGAGCCAAAGAAGGAGAUAGAAACGACAUAACAUCCUUAGGACGUAUCGUUGAAAGUACGUUUAGAAGUGUAAAUAAUUUACUUGAAAAAUUUCAUCAGAGUUACUUCUUUUAUUUACUAUUGGGGCCUAAGACAUUUGUUUCUAUCGGAAUGUAUUUACCUGCCGGUGCUUUGACAGCAGCAUCAUUUUUAGUUGCAUCUCUAAAUGCUUGGAUAAGUGGUAACAACACAUCAAUUGAUGUUACUUCCAAUCUUAAGAAAUCAUUAUCUUUCAAGACCUCACAAUUAAUAUAUGCAAUUUUGACAAUUGUUAUUCUAAUCUUCUCAUUUGCAAUCUAUGCUUACAAGACUACAAUAUGCCAGAAUCCUGAAGAUUUAGUUUAUAGAUAUUUUGUUAUACCGUUUUUCAUUGUAUCAUUGCUACCAUUGCUACCAAUAAGGGUUAGAAUCAGUUCGGAUUUCUCACGUGCUUUGAGUAUGGGGGCAUUGUUUUAUAUGGGAUAUAUGCUAGUUGGACUUAUGAUUCUGAAUUUUCCAUUAUCCUUAAUUCUCGGCAUAAUAACAUCACCAUUGAACUUUGUCAAAUAUUCUGAGAAGAUGGGAUGGAGAAGGAAAUUGAUGAAUACUACCUUUUUAAUUACUAGUUGCCCUAGUGUUUGGUUGAUUAUUUUUGGAGUUUUACAACAUACACACUUUCCACUCGAUGAUGUUCGUAAUUUAUUUCAAUACUUCGAAUAUCCGUUAUUGCAAACGGAAAUUCAAAAAGUCUUAGAUUUCAUUGAAAGUGUCAGUCUAUCAUUUUGGAUGGAAGGCCCCGUUGAGCUUUUUGUUGGAUUGACUCAAGCCUACAAAAGAGUUCAGUGUUGGACAUGGUAUUAUACUUGCCUGACGUGGUUUCCUGUUUGGACAUGUCUUGCUAUUGUGGGCUCAUUCGAUGUUUAUCCCGAUACAGUUAACGUGGAAAUGGACAGAAUCAAAAAAGACCAGUAA
Molecule: messenger RNA, 1920 nt
Organism: Pichia kudriavzevii
Lineage: Eukaryota; Fungi; Ascomycota; Pichiomycetes; Pichiales; Pichiaceae
Exons: 1
Coding region: 1-1920 (639 amino acids)
Biological process (GO): attachment of GPI anchor to protein
Cellular component (GO): membrane; GPI-anchor transamidase complex
Source: RefSeq, a predicted model, not a curated record